GUACAUUGAUGCCUCGAUUGGCGGAAUUUACGCUACAGGGUAGGACAAUUCGGCCGCGCGUUGGAUAAUUAGAGGGCUGAGAUUCCCCACACGUUGGCUGAGCAUGAAACAACCCAACGGUGAGGACUAGCACCAUGGCGACAACACUCAUUGGAGCAAAAAUAACAAUCCCAGCAAUGUGCCCCUAAUAUGGCGUUGGGAAUUGAUGAAUUUGUAAGUCACGACAUCUAUUAAGAGCCGCAGCUCCCGGCUUUAGUUCUGUACACUUGAUCUAUCCAACAUCUUACACUCCUCCCAUAAGCGACUCCGGCUGGUCCAAAUCAUCGCCAUUCAAGAUGCUGGCAUCAUUUGUUUCCUCCGUCCUCCUCCUGACGUCGGCCGUCUCGGCGACCCUGUCGUACCGCGGCGUCGACUGGUCGUCCACCCUGCUUGAAGAAGACGCCGGCAUCUCGUACACCAGCGGCGGCACGAAGCAGUCGCUCGAGAAGAUCCUCGUCGCCAACAACGUCAACUCGGUCCGCCAGCGCGUCUGGGUGAACCCGUCCAAUGGCGACUACAACCUCGACUACAACCUGGAGCUCGCUAAGCGGGCCAAGGCGGCUGGCUUGAGCGUCUACCUCACGAUGCACUUCAGCGACACCUGGGCCGACCCGGCCAACCAGAAGAUCCCGUCUGGCUGGCCUACCGACAUUGAAAACCUCGCGUGGAAGCUGUACAACUACACGCUCGCCGUGUCCAACUCGUUCCAGGCCGCUGGCGUGCAGCCCGCCAUCAUCUCCAUCGGCAACGAGAUCACCUCGGGCCUGCUCUUCCCGACCGGAUCGACCAAGUCGUACGCCAACAUCGCGCGCCUGCUCAACUCUGCGGCGUGGGGCAUCAAGGACUCUAAGCUCAGCCCUAAGCCUAAGAUCAUGAUCCACCUGGACCGCGGCUGGAGCUGGGACGUCCAGGAGUACUUCUACACUACCGUCCUGGCCCAGGGCUACAUCACCACCAGCGACUUCGACAUGAUGGGCGUCUCGUACUACCCCUUCUACGGCAGCGGCGCUACUCUGGCCGCCCUCAAGUCGACGUUGACCAACAUGGCCAACAAGUGGGGAAAGCAGAUUGUCGUCAGCGAGCUGGACUGGCCGACGUCGUGCCCGUCGCCUGCCUACGCGUUCCCUAGCGAUCUGAAGGAUAUUCCGUUCAGUGCUGCCGGCCAAACCGAGUUCAUCAAACGGGUUGCCGCUGUCGUCGCGGGCGUGAGCAAGGGUGUUGGACUGUACUACUGGGAGCCGGCGUGGGUGAACAACCAGGCGCUCGGGUCGUCUUGCAGCUCCAACACGCUGUUCUCGUGGCCGGGUACCGCGCUUUCCAGUGUUUCUGCCUUCAAGUCCAUUUGAUCUACAGGAGGGCAGCGUGCUUCUUGCACAUAUUAGUCAAUCAUACGUAUAUAUGGGAAUAAAGAGUGUUUGAAAUCGAG
Messenger RNA from Ilyonectria robusta, 1465 nucleotides. Its product is annotated as family 53 glycosyl hydrolase. Gene Ontology annotation, molecular function: glucosidase activity. Gene Ontology annotation, biological process: pectin catabolic process. The record is from RefSeq and is a predicted model, not a curated record. The transcript has a single exon. NCBI's taxonomy places the organism in Eukaryota, Fungi, Ascomycota, Sordariomycetes, Hypocreales, Nectriaceae. The coding region runs from base 336 to 1385 and encodes 349 amino acids.